Molecule: messenger RNA, 528 nt
Organism: Insectozyma verbasci
Lineage: Eukaryota; Fungi; Ascomycota; Pichiomycetes; Serinales; Debaryomycetaceae
Source: the annotation of a GenBank genome assembly
AUGAAAGACAUAACUAAUCAAAACUAUCAUAAUCAUUACUAUGCAAACGAUAUUGCAAAAAAUUUAACAUUUGAACCAAUCAAACAGAAACCAAACCAGAGAAUAACACAACCAAUUUACAAAGAAUUCAAACAUAACAACUCAGUUAGCCUCGAUGAUCCAGUAAAAACUAUACUUGCAAAAUCGCAAGCCAAAAUUUCAGCUUAUGAAUUAAAGAUCUAUGAAGAACAAAAUAAUAAGUCAAGACGAAAUUCAGUAGAAGGAAAUCAAGUAGAACCAGUAGUUGAAAAGAGCACACCUGUAAAGAAGAAGAAAAAUAGAGGUGAAGAUAAAUUGGCUUGUCAUGCUGAUAAUAUUUUACGUAUGGCUAUUGAUUCCACAAUACUUGGUAGUCUUAAUUCAUUCACCAUGACUGAAAUAUAUUCAGAUGAUGAUUUAGAGAAUAGUAUAAUUGCAAAGAGGAAAGGUAAUUUGAAAUUCGAUAUAAAUGCAGAAGAAUUAAAUGCAGCUAUAAAUGAUAAAAUCUAA